Molecule: messenger RNA, 2353 nt
Organism: Dioscorea cayenensis subsp. rotundata (Guinea yam)
Lineage: Eukaryota; Viridiplantae; Streptophyta; Magnoliopsida; Dioscoreales; Dioscoreaceae
Product: phenylalanine ammonia-lyase-like
Biological process (GO): L-phenylalanine catabolic process
Cellular component (GO): cytoplasm
Molecular function (GO): ammonia-lyase activity
Source: RefSeq, a predicted model, not a curated record
AAUUUCUCUCUUUCAAAAAAAUAAAAAAAUAAAAAGAAAGAGAUGGAGUUUGUGCAUGAAAAUGGGAAUGGACACGUGAGUGUAUGCAUGAAAGAUCCAUUGAACUGGAAGGUGGCAGCAGAGAGCAUGUCAGGGAGUCAUCUUGAUGAAGUUAAGAAGAUGGUGGAGGAGUUUAGAACACCUGUUGUUAAACUUGAGGGUGCUUCUCUUAAGAUAGCUCAGGUGGCAGCGGUGGCAGCCGCCGGUGAGAAGGCGGUGACGGUGGAGCUUUCCGAUGAGGCACGGCCAAGAGUCAAGGCAAGCAGUGAUUGGGUUAUGGAUAGCAUGAACAACGGUACUGAUAGUUAUGGUGUUACUACUGGCUUUGGUGCUACAUCUCACCGGAGGACUAAACAAGGUGGUGCUCUCCAGAAGGAGCUUAUCAGGUUUCUGAAUGCUGGAAUCUUUGGCACUGGGAACACGCUGCCAGCUCCGGCGACAAGGGCGGCGAUGUUGGUUCGUAUCAACACACUACUACAGGGAUACUCUGGGAUUAGAUUCGAGAUCUUGGAAGCCAUCACAAGCCUUCUUAACAACCAAAUCACACCAUGCCUGCCUCUUCGCGGCACGAUCACUGCUUCUGGUGAUCUGGUGCCUUUGUCUUACAUCGCUGGUAUGCUAACAGGAAGGCCUAAUUCCAAAGCUAUUGGACCUGACGGUGAAACAAUCACGGCUGAAGAGGCAUUCAAGCUUGCUGGGAUUAAUGGAGGCUUUUUCGAGCUGCAGCCUAAGGAGGGGCUUGCGCUUGUCAAUGGCACAGCAGUGGGCUCUGGCUUGGCCUCUACGGUUUUGUUUGAAGCCAAUAUCCUCGCUGUUCUUGCUGAAGUAUUGUCAGCUGUCUUCUGUGAGGUGAUGCAGGGAAAGCCUGAGUACACUGACCACCUUACACACAAAUUGAAGCACCAUCCAGGCCAGAUUGAAGCUGCUGCCAUUAUGGAACACAUCCUUGAGGGUAGCUCCUACAUGAAAGAUGCCGCAAAGAUCCAUGAACAAGACCCACUGCAGAAGCCCAAGCAGGAUCGUUAUGCCCUCCGCACUUCGCCUCAAUGGCUCGGUCCUCAAAUUGAAGUCAUUCGCAUGUCCACCAAAUCCAUUGAGAGGGAAAUCAACUCAGUCAAUGACAACCCCUUGAUUGAUGUUUCAAGGAACAAGGCUCUCCAUGGCGGUAACUUCCAAGGGACUCCCAUUGGUGUCUCAAUGGAUAACACCAGGCUGGCCAUUGCAGCCAUCGGCAAGCUCAUGUUUGCUCAAAUCUCUGAGCUUGUCAAUGAUUUCUACAACAAUGGAUUGCCCUCUAACCUCUCUGGUGGCCGAAACCCGAGCUUGGACUAUGGCUUCAAAGGUGCGGAGAUUGCAAUGGCAAGCUAUUGCUCCGAGCUCCAGUCCCUUGCAAACCCAGUGACCAACCAUGUCCAGAGUGCUGAGCAACACAACCAAGAUGUCAACUCCUUGGGCUUGAUUUCUUCCAGGAAGACAGCUGAGGCAGUAGAGAUCUUGAAGCUCAUGACUUCCACCUACUUGGUUGCACUUUGCCAAGCCAUUGAUCUGAGGCAUUUGGAAGAGAACUUGAAGAGCACUGUCAAGAAUACCGUCAGCCAAGUUGCCAAGCGAGUGCUGACCAUGGGUGUCAAUGGAGAGCUCCACCCAUCGAGGUUCUGUGAAAAGGACUUGAUCAAAGUCAUUGACCGCGAGUAUGUCUUCGCCUACAUCGAUGACCCCUGCAGUUACACUUACCCAUUGAUGCAAAAGCUGAGGCAGGUUUUGGUGGAGCAUGCCCUCAACAAUGGUGAGAAGGAGAAAAAUGGCAACACUUCCAUCUUCCAAAAGAUCACUGCAUUCGAGGAAGAACUGAAAGCCAUACUGCCCAAAGAGGUGGAGGCAGCUCGGGUUGCCUAUGAGAAUGGAAGCCCAGAAGUUGCCAACAGGAUCAAGGAAUGCAGGUCUUUUCCACUGUAUCAGUUUGUCAGGGAGGAACUUGGAACAGCUCUUCUUACCGGAGAGAAGGUGCGGUCACCAGGCGAGGAGUUUGACAAGGUGUUCACUGCCAUCAGCCAGGGGAAGGUGAUUGAUCCUCUACUUGAAUGUUUGAGAGACUGGAAUGGUGCUCCCAUACCUAUUUGUUAGGUAGCUUGCAACACCAAAGUUAUGUUUCUGUGUGACCACCUCUGCAAAGAGCUUUCCAUUGGUUAUUUGUUUCUUGUUUUCAAGCUUAAUUGUAAGAACCCUGCAUGGCUCAUGCAGGGAAAUGAUAUAUAAAAUUUGCAUCUCUAUUUGCAUGUAUUGUUUAUUCAGUAAGUCUCAACUUUUCAAUCUA